Molecule: messenger RNA, 1736 nt
Organism: Pocillopora meandrina
Lineage: Eukaryota; Metazoa; Cnidaria; Anthozoa; Scleractinia; Pocilloporidae
Source: the annotation of a GenBank genome assembly
AUGGUAAAUGGAAGGGGGGCAAAAGGUGAAAGAGAACUGGGUAAAAUGGAAUCUGAGGUGAUCUUACGCAAGAAUGGUUCGUUUGUACAAGUUGGAUCGGGUAAGUUUUAUUUGCUGUUUUUUGUUUACUAUUAUGGUCUAUGCGGAUGUUAAAUUUGGACAGCUAACGGAUGGUCACCUAACUGCGUUUCUUCAUCAUUCAGGUGUAUGCAGUACGUGUAAAGAGAGACUGAAGGAGAUGAUAGAUACUGAAGUGCGAGAAAGAAUGACGUUGGUGAGUAUUAUUCACAAUGUCACUAAGUGAUGCAAGUCAUCUCGACUUUCAAAGUUAAAAUUGCUUCUCGUUAACUGCUUGAUUGAUCAGCUGUUGUUUCGAUUGUAUGUAGAGCAAUGAGAAAUUACGUGACAUACGUGUGUCAUCCGCAAGGGAUAUUACUGUUCGGCAUCCAUUUGUUUGUUUUCUUUUUAGAUCACACAUUCGUAAUAACAUCUUUAGUGAUCCAUCCCUAGUGGAUAAUAUAUUUAUAUUUAUUUAUUUAUUUAUAUUUAUAUAAAUAAUAUAUUAUUUAUUUAUUAUAUUUAUCGCAUAGAUCAUUCCGAACGAGCACAGGUCUGGGUACGAGACUGAUAAGAUCAAUAUAAAAGUCCAACCUUUGAAAAUCUGCUGAUAGUUAUUUUUUUAUACAGAACCUCAUAAAUAAAACAAGCCACUACUAAAUCCAUAUUGCUUUUUUUUUAUUGGCUGCGUUUGCAUAACGCAAGUUAAUUUGCUUGCGCUGGCUUGAGAACACAGUUUUAAUCUUUAUAGUUUUAGUGCAUGGUGCUAAUCGGGAAGGUAAAAAAAAAUAAUUGCUUUACUUUCUAAGGAUGAUGAUGAGGUAACUUUCAACCUUAAGCAAGUGGCUGGAAUAUCACAAACACCACAAAGUUUAAUAACACAUGCUGAAACAUCACCAAGUAUCUACCAGCCUUCUGAAGGUUUUACAACUCCAUCUGGAGAGAACAAUAAACCAUGCAGUAGCAGUAGAGAAAAACUCAAUUCCUUUUUGACUUCCAGGGACAUAAGUCCCAUCCGUUAUUCAAUGAUUAUGCCCUGGGAUGAAGCUGCAGAAAGAACAAAACGAUUUCACACGGGUAAAGCAAGGCAAGUUGUAAUUGCAGCGUUGGAAGAAAUAGCACCACAGUGUGCAGAUAUAUUGCUGGAUUCCGUACAAUCAUGUAAAGAAGACGAAUGCGACGUCGAUUCUACGCUGGUGGGUGUACUUGUCGAGUGCUAUGAAAAUGCAGGUCACUGGAGUACCCGCCGACAGAUGCUGUCGAUCAUGGCUGAUAAGGUCAGCUUUAAAGUAGUCAAAAGAUGGAUCCCUAAUCUGUCCAGAUGUAGAUACAACAUUGCGCGGCACCAUGUGUUACUCCAUGGAAGAGGCUCAACUGUUCCUUCAAGUAACGACGCGAGAAUGAAAGUCUUACCACUGAAGCUUGACCACUUCUUGACAUUUAUCACCAGUGCAUAUGUAAUGCAGGAUUUGCCAUUCGGAAGGAAAACCUUGAAGUUGUCCUCAAACACCGAGUUAAAGAUCCCAAACAUCGUGAGGACCAUGAUCCCAGAGCAGAUUGUCCAACACUACCAGAGUUACUGUCAUGAGACUGGGUUUGUUCCAAUGAGCCACAGUACAUUGUGUAGGAUUCUUAAAGUUUGUCCGGCCUCUGUGCGCGUCUUUUCAAGGACUCAAUAA